Fusarium oxysporum Fo47 is the source of this 1422-nucleotide messenger RNA. RefSeq lists its product as uncharacterized. The transcript is spliced from 2 exons. Bases 111 to 1214 code for a protein of 367 amino acids. NCBI's taxonomy places the organism in Eukaryota, Fungi, Ascomycota, Sordariomycetes, Hypocreales, Nectriaceae. The record is from RefSeq and is a predicted model, not a curated record.
GCCUGUGCAGCGAAGCUCACCCUCUUCUGGUCGCGCGCGUUUUGGCACGGCUUGGUGCGGAGCUUACGCAGGCAAGUUCCAUCACGUUGUAAAACUGACUGGUUGCAGGAAUGUCGACUUCACCAUGCCUUGACGUCCAUUUUACUGCCCGCGCUAUCAUCGAGUGGCAGUCUGAUCAUGAGUCAGAUCGCACGACUCGUAUUCUGGCCAAACCCGAUCCCAAAGUCAGCUCUAUUACGAUGACAGCUCGAUUCGAUUCAAAAGGUUCUCUCUUCGACAUACACAUUCCCCUCAAGCUCAAAGGCCUUGACAACACAUCCGAUGUAACACUUCGAGCCUGUGCUUCCUCCGUUAUCUCUCUCGAUGUCGUUAAAAAUCCGACCGUCUCUAGUGAGGUGGAGCAAGAGUUCAAGUCCCCGGCUCUUGGCCUGCGUUUCCAACUGAACCGCCAUCUUGACAUCCUUGUCCCUACUCCUGCUCUCGAGCCAAUAUGCCCAGCAGGUCGAGCACGGUCAGGUGUUGUGCUCGAUGCCAUUCGCGAGUUUUCUCGAGCAACUGCUUUCACCGUCUACAUCGAGGCGCGCAAUGCAUCUCCUAAACUCGAGUCAGUCAGCGAUGCAGUCAGCCAGGGUUUUCUCAAGACAUCUUCCAGCAGCCGCUUUCAACUGGCUAGCAUGUAUGCCGGUCUUGGAGCAAAGAUUGUCCAGCUUGGUGCAGAUGAAACGCUUGCACCACCGUCAUACGAAGAAACCGAACCCCCGCCGCCGCCGCCCCCGAUCGACCACAAACCUGACAGAAAGCGUCCGCGACAAGAUACUGAGACCGAACGUGCUGAAGAAAUUGCCCUGAUUUGGGCUGAGCUCCAGAUGCUCAAGCAAGCAAAAGCCACAGACUGGCAGCGCAUUGCAUUCUUGGAGAAGGAAAACCAGGAACUACGGGAAACCGUAGCCAAGCUCCAAGAACAAUACAAAGCCUUCGACAAGUCGCAACAAGAUAUACACCAUAGCUUUGGGGCCCUCGAGACAGCGGUUGAGAAGAAUACACAAGAAUUCGAGGAGAGCGUUGGUAAUGAACUGGCAGAGCUGCGUGAGGAUAUAAGUCAAUUAGAUCAUCAACUUUCUUUUAUUCAAGAAGGACAAGUUAGCGAUGAGUCUGUUGCCAAGAUAAAAGACGCUGUACUGCUCGAUAUCACCUCGCGAUUGUCAGGGGAUUGAGCCCAGUCGCCAAGAACCUAUGUGACAGGUUACCACGAGACCAUCUUGAAGGACUCCCUCGUGGCAUGGAUUAAGAAACCAAUAUGCUCCAGGCUUGGCUUUGUCAUUGGACCCGAGCGCUACUACUAGCCAUUCCCGUGUGGCUUUGCGGACUCUACAGAAGAAUUGUCUCUUGCAGGCAUCGACUGUAUCAGUCAUGUCCCAGGGC